AUGGCCAACGCGCAAAAAGCCGCCAUCCAAAGGUGGAAGACUGACCUGACUGCAAAGCUCUCAGGUCAGAAUGUUGGUAAGAAGGAGUGGUGGAGUAGCUUGAAGCAGCAGCAGGGCCUGGCCACGGACUCCACCAUCCCCCCACUCACCACACCGAGCGGUGAGGUAGUGACGAGAGGGAGGGACAAAGCCGAGCUAUUCUCCGCCCACUUCUCCACCAAAAUGAGUGUUACCCACCCAAACAACACUCCACCCAGGAUCCCAGUGCUAACAACUGCUGAGCUGGACAGCCUGCACAUCACCAUGGAGGAGGUGAUGGCCCUGCUCAGCAAGACCGACACGAAGAAGGCUCUGGGACCAGACAACAUCAGCCCUCACAUACUCAGGCAAUGUGCAGCUGAGCUCGCCACUCCACUCACCCAGCUCUACCGGGAAUGCCUCACUUCCCAAACAUGGCCAGCACUCUGGAAGCAGGCCAGAGUGGUGCCUGUACACAAGAAGGGUAGCAGGGCGGAUCCUAAGAACUACAGGCCCAUCUCUCCUCUCCGUGGUGGGGAAGACGCUGGAAGUCCUCAUCACGAGAAAAGUCACCGCCUUCCUCGACGCCCACCACCUCCUUAA
Messenger RNA from Portunus trituberculatus (swimming crab), 621 nucleotides. RefSeq lists its product as uncharacterized. The coding region runs from base 1 to 621 and encodes 206 amino acids. The transcript has a single exon. The record is from RefSeq and is a predicted model, not a curated record. Lineage: Eukaryota; Metazoa; Arthropoda; Malacostraca; Decapoda; Portunidae.